CCUACACUUCCCGGCGACAUGUCUACCGGUGUCCGCCGGUCUCCUGUCCGGAGUUCCUGAGCGAAUGUGAAGUAAAGCCGGAUUUUAUAUCGAAGGCAAAACCAUCAGUUCACCCCAGCUUGCAAAAACUCAGCCAUGAGGAACCUUUUGACCAAAGCAGGCUUGUUUGGCUCGGUAUCAGUGGCCUUUGGCACGAUUUGGUGGUCACAACAGAAAACCGAAUCGAACCCGAUCACUUCAAGCGCAGCCCCAAACCCAAAUGAUGCAUGCCCUGCUUCUCUGUAUGAACUCCAGCUGGUCCAGGUCUUGUUCCGUCAUGGCGCUCGGACGCCGCUCAAGUCUAUACCGGAUGUGAUGGAGGCUCAGUGGGCCCCAUCGCUCCUAGAGGCCCCACCAUACACACACAUCAACUACGUGGUGACGGAUCUUAAGGGAGGACCGCAGCCUCGAUCUCCUUUGGAGGACAACUAUCGGAAAAACAUACUGAGUGGUGGCUCCUUCGCUGGUCAGCUGACCACAUUAGGCAUGCAGCAGCUGUAUGAGCUGGGUGAAACGCUGAGGAAGAAAUAUAUAGAGGAGACACCUUUACUCAGUCCCACCUUUAGCUCAACGGAGGUCUAUGUGCGCUCCACUAACAUUGUAAGGACUAUUGAAUCUGCCAAGUGCCUUAUAGCUGGACUCUUUAAACAAAAACAGAAAGAUAUUGUGUCCAUCCUAACAGAAGAGGCUGAAUCUGAAAUUCUCUACCCUAACUAUCACGGUUGCAAGCUGCUCAAAGUCCUCAGCCACCCCCGCUGGGCUAAGUUGUCCACUCUGCCUGGCAUCGCUGAAGACCUGCAGAGCAUCCUGAGUGCACUGGGGAUUGCUGCUCACCAGCACGUCGACUUCAUCCUCAUUAGGGAUGACAUGGUUGCCAGAGAGGCACACGGCCUUCCCAGCCCGCUGGUUCUGAGCUCCUGGAGGAAUAAGGUGGAAGAGCGAGCUGUGGACAUGAUGUGCAGCCUCUACAAACCUAACAAGAGAGAGGCGCUGCAGCUGUCGGUGGGACCCCUCCUCCAUGUUCUGUUAGAAAACAUUGAGAAGAAACUACAGGACAACUCGGCAGAGGCGAACAGGAAGUUAUUCCUGUACUCGGCUCAUGACACCACCCUUAUCCCGUGCCUCAUGGCUUUGAAGAUCUUUGACAUGAAGUGGCCUCCGUACGCUGCCUCCAUCACACUGGAGCUACACAAAAGCCGGCAGACGGGCGAUGCCUUUGUGAAACUCUCAUACAUUGGUCAGGAUCAACACAUACCAGGUUGCAGUGGAGUCUACUGCCCCCUGCAGGAGUUCAAACAGGUCCUCUCUGCAUACUCGCUAAGCUCUGAACGCUACAAUUCUCGUUGCAACAGCACAGGACUCACUGAACCCUGAUCUUUCAAGAAACACAAAACCACUCAACUUUAAACUUUAAGUGUAACUCAGCCUCCCCUUCAUCCAAUAACCUUAGUAACACACAUACGUUAAAAACUUGAUGAUCUUUAACAAUAAAUCUAGUUUUUAUUAUUUGAAUAAGUUUUACAGUGUAGUGUUUACACCAGGUGCUCUCGCUAGCAGAAAUGUUUUGCAUUGAAUCAUUUGUACCUGCUUCAUCAUCAGUAUAAUGUUUAUAGACUUUAACCAAAGGGGUAUUUCACAAAUUCGGUGAUGUUCCAGUUGAAUGUAUUUGAGGUUGAAUUUCACAUCAUUAUUAUACCAAAUAAUCCUUUUAUGUAUAUUUUUUUCUGCUUAGGGAAUCAUUGCUGUAUUUCCUGCCUUUCCUCUGACCCUAGAAUACUUUGAUACACAGCAGAUUUUACGGUCGAUUCAAUAACUAGUUACUGUAGCUGCAAAACUAGCUCACAUCAUCAUCCCUCCUCCAUCAUGCUUGACAACUAGUUUGAAGUAUGGUUACUUAAACGCUGUUAGAUUUUUGACAUCCACUUUGAUCUCUGAUAUAAUUUUGUGGUUCAUUCAAAUUCAGCUUUGCAAACCCAAGUAGAGCUGCAAUUUAUUUUUGAUAAAGAAAAUACUUUUUCUUGGUAAGACACAAACUUUUUUUUUCCUGAUUGUAUUGUCCUGAAGUUUUACACUUGAAAUACUGUCUGCAGUCUGUAAAGUCUAAUAUGGAGCAAUCUUUGUAAUUUCUACAUAAUCAUGGGAGAAAUGCACUGGGAUGUCUGCCAAGCUGUCUUGUUUUACACUUGCGAAAAUGCUGGUGUUUUCCUCCUGCACUUUUUAGUGUACAGCUAAAUCUUAAGGCAACAGCAUUGUUGUACAUUGCCCUGGUGUGUCAUCAAAGCAUUAGUGUCCCCCAUGAUUACAGCUUUUAUUCAUCAGGGAAAUAUAUAAUGUAGAAAAACAAAAAGUUAAAUGUUACUAAAUGGCUUUACAGCACCAGUAACAGUAUAUUGAGUGAACACUGACUUAGAUGAACAGAUCAUUUUGAUAUUUUUGACUGUUGCUGUGAAAUACUUUUUAUUCAUGAGGUGAAACUUCUUGUGACAUGCCGUUUCAGCUAUAAAUAUCAGGUUUGGAUGAGCGAAAUAAAAAUACAGAUUUUAUUCUA
This is a messenger RNA of Xiphophorus maculatus (southern platyfish), 2587 nucleotides long. RefSeq names its product acid phosphatase 6, lysophosphatidic (gene acp6). NCBI's taxonomy places the organism in Eukaryota, Metazoa, Chordata, Actinopteri, Cyprinodontiformes, Poeciliidae. The record is from RefSeq and is a predicted model, not a curated record. Gene Ontology annotation, biological process: dephosphorylation. Gene Ontology annotation, molecular function: phosphatase activity. Bases 136 to 1413 code for a protein of 425 amino acids. The transcript is spliced from 11 exons.